This is a messenger RNA of Nezara viridula (southern green stink bug), 1485 nucleotides long. NCBI's taxonomy places the organism in Eukaryota, Metazoa, Arthropoda, Insecta, Hemiptera, Pentatomidae. The record is from the annotation of a GenBank genome assembly.
UGAUUUAAUACUGAUUUGUCAAACACAUGUUUACCAAGUAUUUGUUAAAAAUAAAGAACAUAACGAUUGUGUUCCCAUAAAUAUUAAGUUGAAUUUUAUACUUUUAAGAAAAUGAGUUACCAACGUUGGGCUUUAAUGAAUAUGAAUAACUCAGAAGACAAACAGCUGUCAGGUUUGCAGCGCUUAUUGCAAUCUAAUGAUGAUGACCUUGAUGAUGAUGAAAUAAUUCCAAUGAAUCGAUCACGCCUCGUUCAACUUGACUCAAUUGACAGUGAAGAAGAAGAACUGGAAGAUCUUUAUGAAGACGAAGAAGAAGAAGAAAUUUCUGAUGACAAUGAAAACGAACUUCUUCUACAAUUACUUCUCCAAAAACAUAAGCAAUCACAAGGUAGCUCUAAAAAGAUGCUACGCGGAUCAACUUUUGGAAAAAAAAAACCUGUAUAUGUCGAUCUCAGAGAAAAAUUAAAUGAUAUUCGUGAACAGCAAGAACUACUUGAGAAUUUGAGCUACAAUAGAAACAGAGGAACGGGUAGGUAUUCAAAUCAAAAAACCAAUAACAACAUGCUAUUGAAAAGAGGUAAUAGAUUUAUUGAACAAAAAGGAAGCCAACGAAGAUAUAUGGAUCAGAAAGGUCAAAGAAAUUUUAAUGACCGUGAAAGAGGAGGUAACAAUAGGUUUUUCGAAAAAAGAGGAAACAGAAGAUUCUCAGACCAAAGGGGCCGUCAAAGAAGAUUCGAUGACCAGAGGGGACAGCAACAAAGAGGUAGAAAUAGAUUUAAUAAUCAGGGAAGAAACAAGUGGUCAAAUGCUGACAAAGAUAAUAAUGAUGAAGUAGGAGAAGAAAAUGAAAAGGAAGAUUACGGCGGUGAAACGAAUAAAACGGUUGAAAAUGAAGAAAAGUCUGAAGAAAAGCAGAAAGAAGGUCAAGAUGAGGAAUAUGAAAUGGAAACCCAACCGUCAGAAAUGGAAGCACUAAUGGGUUUUUCUGGAUUUCAAACUACUAAACACAAUUAGCGUAUAGGGAACAUACUUCUAUUAAAUACAGUAGUAACAUUCGUCUAAUGUCAACUGUGAUUUUUACUUAACUUUAAACAACAAAACAUAUUAAAAGUUCUUCAAGUAAACCGCCGGGAAUUCAAUUUGGAUGAGAACAUGAUUUUGGAGGAUUUUAUAAAAAUAAAAACCGCCAUAACAAAAUAAAUAAUACUAAUACGAUAGUUGGGGUAUUAAAUAUUGUAAACAACUUAAAUAUGUUAAAAAAGAAAGUAUUUUCGAUUAGAGACAAUGAAGAGUUAUGUGAAGAAAGUCAUAGUUUUUCUUCCUCAUUUCUUUAUAAUUCCGUUAAUCAAAGCUUAAUAUUUCGCUCAUCCUUAUAUUAAAUCUCAUCUUUAUUUCAAUUAUUAAAUUAUAAUAAUUGAAAUAAAGCGCGUAGUCAAGUACAACAGAAGUGAACAUUUUAGGUAACAAUAAAUGAAAUUUAAUGGG